Molecule: messenger RNA, 4558 nt
Organism: Megalops cyprinoides (Indo-Pacific tarpon)
Lineage: Eukaryota; Metazoa; Chordata; Actinopteri; Elopiformes; Megalopidae
Gene: sik3
Product: SIK family kinase 3
Exons: 25
Coding region: 48-3848 (1266 amino acids)
Biological process (GO): protein phosphorylation; intracellular signal transduction; microtubule cytoskeleton organization
Cellular component (GO): cytoplasm
Molecular function (GO): tau-protein kinase activity; protein serine/threonine kinase activity; ATP binding
Source: RefSeq, a predicted model, not a curated record
UGCGCGCUCCGCAGGCUUGCUUGUUGUUCCCGCAGAGAGGCAAGAAGAUGGCGGCCGUGUCGAGCGGAGGUGCAGCUGGAUCCGCAGCGGCCGGGAUUACGCACCCUACCCGACCAGCCCCCGCAGGCAUGGGCGCCCCAAACCGAGCACAGCCCACCUCUGGAAUCAGCCACCCCGGUCGAGCUGCCCCGGCUGCUGGCUGCAUCACCAGCCCCAGCCACCUCCCGGCCAGCAGGCCCCCCCCAGCUCGAGUGGGCUACUACGAAAUUGAGCGGACCAUCGGCAAGGGGAACUUCGCUGUUGUAAAACUAGCCACUCACAUCAUCACAAAAGCCAAGGUGGCCAUUAAGAUAGUGGACAAGACCCAGCUGGACGACGAGAACCUGAAGAAGAUCUUCAGAGAAGUGCAGAUCAUGAAGAUGCUGAGACACCCUCAUAUCAUUCGCCUCUACCAGGUGAUGGAAACUGAGAGGAUGAUCUACCUGGUAACCGAAUAUGCCAGCGGUGGGGAGAUAUUUGAUCACCUGGUGGCACACGGGCGGAUGGCGGAGAAGGACGCGCGGCGGAAGUUCAAGCAGAUUGUGGCGGCCGUCCACUUCUGCCACUGCCGCAACAUCGUACACCGCGACCUGAAGGCCGAGAACCUGCUGCUGGACCACAACCUCAACAUCAAGAUCGCAGAUUUUGGCUUCAGCAACAUGUUUUCGCGGGGCCAGCUGCUGAAGACGUGGUGCGGCAGCCCCCCCUACGCGGCGCCCGAGCUCUUCGAGGGGAAGGAGUACGAAGGGCCCAAGGUGGACAUCUGGAGUCUCGGUGUGGUUCUGUACGUCCUCGUGUGCGGCGCCCUGCCCUUCGACGGCAGCACUCUGCAGAACCUGAGGGCCCGCGUGCUGAGCGGAAAGUUCCGGAUCCCCUUCUUCAUGUCCACAGACUGCGAGUACCUGAUCCGGCACAUGUUGGUGUUGGAGCCCAGCAAGCGCCUCUCCAUGGAGCAGAUCUGCAAGAACAAGUGGAUGAGACAGGGAGACCCAGACCCUGAGUUUGACAGGUUGAUAGCCGAGUGUGAGCAGGUGAAGUCGGAGCGCGAGGUGGAGCUCAUCAAUGAGCAGGUGUUGAUAGCCAUGGCGGAGAUGGGCCUGGACCGAGAACGCACGCUACAGUCUCUGCACACAGACGCCUAUGAUCACUACAGCGCCAUCUACAGUCUGCUGUGUGACCGGCUCAAGAGGCACAAGACCCUGCGCAUCGCCCCGCCCACGCCCCGUCCCAUUGGCUACCCCAUCAACACGGUGCAGACGGAUCAGCCGGGUAAUCCAGUUAGCAUGACCGUCCCUCAUGUUCAGCUCAUCAACCCAGAGAACCAGAUUGUGGAGCCGGAUGGGAACAUGGCAUUGGACAGCGACGAGGGGGAGGAGCCGUCACCCGAGGCCAUGGCCCGAUACCUGUCCAUGCGCCGGCACACUGUCGGAGUCCCCGACCCCAGGGCGGAGAUGCAGGAGGAGCUCCAGAAGCUGGUCCCCGCGUUCCCCCGAACGGCCCCCCAGCCCCACUUCCCCCCGCUGGCCCCCAACAUGGGGCACGACCACACCCUGGUGCCCACACAGAGCCUGCAGCCCACGCAGCACCUGGAGUACAAGGAGCAGUCUCUCCUGCAGCCCCCCACCCUGCAGCUGCUGAACGGCAUGGGGCCGCUGGGCCGCAGGGCCUCGGACGGCGGGGCCAACAUCCAGCUGCACGCCCAGCAACUGUUGAAGAGACCGCGCGGACAGUCCCCGCUCGUCACGAGCCCCCAUCCCAUUCCAGCCGUCGCCCCCGUGGAUGAGGAGGGCUCGGACGGAGAGCCGGACCAGGAGGCGGUGCAGAGGUACCUGGCGAAGAGCUCCAAGCGGCACACGAUGCACGCGCCCAUGAGCGCGCCGCCCGCUGAGCCCCCGCCCGACACGCAGCGGCCCCAGAGCUCCCGCCAGAGGGGGUGGGGCCAGGAGCAGCACAGCCGGUCCAUCUACAAGGACUGCAACACGCUGCACCUGCCCAUGGAGCGGUUCUCUCCGGUGCGGCGCUUCUCUGACGGAGCCGCCACCAUCCAGGCCUUCAAGGCCCACCUGGAGAACAGCAGCCUCAUCCGGCAGCUCAAGCAGGAGUGUGAGCAGCUGCAGAAGAUGUACUCCGGGCCGCAGGAUGAGCGGCUGAUGGAGCACACACAGCAGCAGCACGUCCUUUACCAGCAGGAGCAGCAGAUUCUACACCAGCAGAUACAGGCCCUCUCCCUGGGACAUGGAGAAACCCAACCCAGCCACCUCACUCACCAGCUCCAGAGGUUACGUAUCCAGCCCUCCAGCCCACCUCCUACGCAUCCCAGCAACCACCUGUUCAGACAGCCCAAUCAGAGCCCUCCCCCUGGCAGCUCGGUGAUGAUGCAGGGACAUGGUGGGCCCUCCUCUGUAUCGUACCAGCACGGCGCCGCCCUCUACCAGACUCCCAGUGGAAGCCCGCCCCCCACUGGUCUCCCCCGCAUGGCCCUCCCCCAGCAACAGCCCGGCCUCCCCCGCAAUGUUGGUAUGGCCCAGGCCAUGCCCCAGCAGCAGGUGACCAUUCAGGUGCAGGAGGCGGAGCUGGGGGGCGGGGUCCAGAGGCAGAGCUACCUAUCCACGCCGUGCCACAGGGUUCUGGGGAAACAGCUAAGUGCUGACAGUGCGGAGACCCACAGUCGCAGCCUGAGCCGGUUCCACUGCUCCACGGGUUACGAUCCAGCCCAGUUCAACCCUCACCUGUUCGGGGAGGGCGCCCGGGGGCCCGCAGGGGGUGGGGUAGUGGGCGGGUACAACCCCUACCUGCAGGGCACCUCCCUCAAGGUCCCGGGGCUGGAGGCCUACCAGGCCGGCGGGGGCUCGGCGGGGGGCGCGGGCUACGGGAGCCCCUCGGCGCUGCAGCAGGCGCUGCUGUCCCCCACCCCGCCGGAGUACCGGCCCUCUCAGCACGUCACCCCCACCCUGCAGGGCCUCCUGUCCCCCCGCCACUCCCUGACCGGCCACGCCGACCCCCGGCUGCCCCCGCAGGACCUGGCCGCCCUGCUGAAGCGGCAGAGCCCCCGGCCCACGCCUCCGGCUCCCCCCGCCGGCGCCCCCCAGGACUACAGCGAGCUGCUGCUGCUGCGCCACCUGAGCCAGGGCGAGUCGCUGGAGCCGCCGCCCCCGGCCGCCCCCGCACACUACCACCACCUGCUGCAGAUCCGCACCGCCGACUGCCCGCCACCGCUGCCCCACUCCGAGAGCAUGGAGGAGGACGAGCCGCCCGGCUACCACGAGGAGCUGCUGGCCAAGGCCGAGGCCUGCCUGGAGGGGCACGACCUGCUGGGGCCGCCCCGUGGCUCCACCCCUCCCUACAGCACACCCCCGCACAGACACGCCUACCUACGCAGCGCCACCACCGCCAGAGACUCAUCUGAGCAUGUGGAGUGUAGGACCCCAGGGCAGGCCAUGGAGGUGCCUGAUCACAAUGGCGUGGGCUAUGUAACCCGGGGACCCCAGGGGGAGGGGUACCGUUCCCGUGGGCCCCUGCAGCGGCACCACACAAUCCAGACCUGUGACGACGCCUAUGAUCAGGCUGAAUCCAUGGCAGGAAUGAGCCUAUUGGCCGGGAAGGCACUUAGCUCCGCCCGGAUGUCUGACAUCCUCAGCCAGUCAUCUCUGACGGGGAGCCAGCAGCUUCACCAUCGGGAAGAGUCGGUGUGUGAUGUGGAGGGAGAGCUCCACGCUGCCACCUGCUACCCCUCCUCCUGCACCAGCGACAUGCUGCUCAGCUACAAGCCCCCUGACCUGCAGUACAGUAUGGAGCAGGCGGGAGUCUAACACAGGGUUUUCCAUAUUGUAUAAAGGUCCAUUUCAGCCACCCGUGUUGAGCAGAAUCACGCCAAACCGCCAUUGUUUGUCUAGAGGGGGCGCUGUGUCAGUUCUGGGGGGGAGCCCACAAGCAGCCCACAAGAGACAGUGGGGAGGGGGACUGGGUGGGUGACACGCCCCCAGCAUUCCGCAGACCCGCCCUGCGAGCGUUGCCAUUGGCUCUCUCCAUCAGCUCCUCCAUCUAGUUGAAUAGCUUGGACUCUACUACUGUCCUCUGUUCCUGUUCUGCUCACGCCCCUCUUCCACCAACCCUGCCCAAUCAGUACAAGCUACGGGUUGUCUGGGGCCCUCCCUCUUGACGUCGCCACAGCAACACGCCCGUGCUCGCAUCUGACAGAGAUAUGUACACAUUGUGACAAACCCUCUCUUAUACAUACGUGCAGACACAAUCAUAGUAUUGCCAUCAGCUCUGUUGGCGGGGGUGUUCAUGUGGCCGCCUAUCCCCACUAUCCUUGUUUCCCCCCCUACUGUAUCCCAGUGGACCAUUCUGGAGUGGGCUGUGUGCUCAGAGUCGUAUGGAGCUGAGGGUAGGAACAGUCCAUUCCACAGAGCUGGCAGUGGGGGUGGGACUCAGGGGCUGGGCAAGGGAGAGGCCUUCCUAUGCCACACUGCAAGACUUACAGAAACUGCAGGCCUGUGGCACUGAGAUCGCCCCAGAC